AUGUGCAUAGCGAAGCAGAACAUACAGAAGAUUCCAAAAACGUGGUCGUCGGGAUUCUGUCGCGUUUUUGCUUCUGAAAAUAUUUUUUCAUCCAACCAUUUUCAAUUCCUCAGAUAGCAUGUCUAAGCAUCGAAAAAUAGUACUAAUUUAUUAGGCAUCAAGUGUCGUGUUUAAUAGUAGAAUACUUAGAGCAAGCAUCAGUUUGUGCAAUCUUAAAUAUGGAAUAUAACGCAAUAAGGAAGAGACUACAGAAGAAAAUAUAUAAUAUAAAGUGCAACUGGAUCUAAAAUUAAAGCAGAGAAGAAAAGGUUCUCAUCCAUCUGAAGUGAAAAUAUGGUGAAAAAACUAGUGUGACAAAUUGUUAAAUUGUGCCAUAUCGCUAUGCUGUCCAGUUCGAAAUUUAGGCCACCGUUGUUGGAUAUAGCAAAAUGCAACUGCAAUACCAAUUGUGCUGGAAUUGAACAGUUAUCCUGAAUGAGGAAAAAUGAAGAGGUAACUUGAUUUUUGUGGUUAAAUUAUUAUUUGAGUUUUUGCGCUAUUGACCAAGUAUGGUGGAAGAGAAAAAAGAGUGUUUAAUUAGGUGAUUUUUUUUCUUUGGCUUGUAAUAUAUAACCGAACAAGAAGAAACACACAGUUCACAUGGAAGCAAAAAAAAACCUGCGCAUUGGAGGUCUCAACCAAAAACUUACAGAUACUGCGCGAAAGGCGAAUAAAACAACGAAUCCCUGCCAAGCUUACACAAUGCCGUAAAUAGUAAUGGAUGUGCCAAAAUCCAUUCAAUCACUGCUAAAACUGGAUAUCAUUUUCCAAGAAAGUAAAAACACAGCUGGUUGAAGGUGUGCCAUCCUAUUUUCGUAGAAAUCAAGGGGGCCGCCACAAAGAGCCCCAUAAAUUCACCAUCCAGUAGUAAUAUGGAGUUUUUAAGAGGCGUAUAUGCGUUUAUGCAAGUUAGCAGAUCGUCGGUGAAUCAUGUAAAAACAGAUUCUUCGAUUUUUCGACUUCACACCAAUGCGACUGUCAUACUGUUGGUGACUUUCUCGAUAGCAGUAACCACUCGACAAUACGUCGGAAAUCCAAUAGACUGCGUCCACACACGUGACAUCCCAGAGGACGUGUUAAACACAUACUGUUGGAUUCAUUCAACAUACACGGUAGUAGAUGCGUUCAUGAAAAAACAAGGACAAGAAGUGCCAUUUCCAGGAGUGGACAACUCACAGAGAAGCGGUGCAUUGACAAUUCGGCAUACAAAGUAUUACCAAUGGGUAGCGUUCACAUUAUUUUUUCAAGCAAUUUUGUUUUAUACACCACGAUGGCUUUGGAAAUCUUGGGAAGGAGGAAAGAUACACGCACUGAUGAUGGACCUUGAUAUUGGCAUAUGCUCAGAAAUCGAAAAGAAGCAAAAGAAAAAAUUACUUCUCGAUUAUUUGUGGGAUAACUUGAGGUAUCACAACUGGUGGGCUUACAGGUACUAUAUAUGUGAAUUAUUGUCACUGAUCAAUGUGAUAGGCCAAAUGUUUUUGAUGAACCGAUUUUUUGACGGUGAGUUCAUGACGUUUGGUUUAGACGUGAUAGCACAUAUGGAAGCAGAUCAAGAAGAUCGCAUGGAUCCAAUGAUUUACAUAUUUCCCAGAAUGACCAAAUGCACAUUCUACAAGUAUGGUGUCAGCGGAGAAGUCGAACGACAUGACGCUAUAUGCAUUCUUCCACUAAACGUUGUUAACGAAAAAAUUUACAUCUUUCUUUGGUUCUGGUUCAUUAUUCUUACGAUACUGACAACGUUAACAAUAUUUUACAGAAUAAUUAUAAUUUUUUCGCCUCGAAUGCGAGUGUAUUUAUUAAGGUUAAGGUUUAGGUUAGUUCGUCGAGACGCUAUAGAGAUUAUAGUAAGACGUUCGAAAAUGGGCGAUUGGUUUUUAUUAUAUAGAUUAGGUGAAAAUUUAGAUAGUAUUAUAUUUCGUGAUGUUAUGCAAGAUCUAGCAAAUCGUCUACAUAAUAAUCAACACCAUCGUGUACCUGGUAUGAAAGGUGAAAUACAGGAUGCAUGAUAUUGGCUACCUUAGAUUUUAUUUUGUUAUUACUCAGCUAUUACAUUGUAUGUUUUCAAAGUCAUUUUGAUUUCAAAUAUUUAUUUUUGUAAAGAAAACACCUAAUUAUAUUGUUUGUGUAAUUUAUUUAUUGGUGGUAGAUUCAUCGAACACGAUACAAAAGACUUUUAACGAAAUCAGAGCAACACAUUUAAACGAAACAAUGUUCGAUACGACUGCUGUAUAAACCAAAUAUCGCAACGAAUUGUUUGACACGAUAAACCACGUUAAGCAUUAAUAGUAAUCUAGUCAAAAAUGUGCCGACGAUAGAUAAAAUCGUGUACAGGGAAAAUCAAUUAUUUGUAUGACAAAAGUUUGUUUAUACAAUAAGAAACUCAAUAAACUACAACUGUAUCAAUUCAAUCAUAAACGAGAAUUAUAAACAAAUGAUAUGAAAAUCCUAAAAUAAAGGGAAAUGCAAAAUACAUUUAAAAAAUAAUGUAAUGCCCUCGAAAUAGAAAGUAGUCAAUUUAAAUGCAUAAGUGAUGCACUGCAGUUUCAAUGAAAAAUGGCCCACAUUGCUAAAAGAUUUUUGUGAAUCUAUUUCAUAAAAUAGAAAAAAAAAUGUAAUGUUAAAACACGCUUAUUGAUUUAUACCGUAGAUAUACAAUACUCAUCAAAAAUCCGUCAUCUUACAAAAUUAUUAUACCUAUUUCAAAUUCAAUUUCGAUUUUAUAUUUAACACAAUCUAGACGCCAACUAACCCAUAAAAAAGUCAUAUUUUUCUUCUAUUUCAUCACGAACAUUACCUGCUUAUUUGUUGACAUUAUGAUUGCCUUUCUGUGUGGAAAAAUCGGACCGCGCACUGGACUCAUAAUCCAAAAGUUGCCGGUUCAAAUCCCCAAGCGGACGCAAACAAAUUGUGUGUAUAAAUAUAGGUAUUCAGUGCCCUCUCCCGUUCCAUACUUUUGCACUUGGGAUACCCGAGAGGCGGAUUCUUGUCACAAAAAGAACGAUACACACCUGUGGGACUGUUGAUGAAACCGCUAGGUUUAUUAGGGCCACAUCAUAAGAUGUUAGCGUCGAUUCCGUUUUAUGAUUGAAAAUUCUUUGGUAGGGAAAAAAAUUAAGCAGGUAUUUCAGAUCAAAUUGAAUUCCAAGGUAUUUCUUGUUUUUUUUUCUUUCGACAUUAAAUGGCGUUGAAUGGCCAUGAAACAUGUAAAAAAAGUUUCUCAUUAGUUUCCAACAUAUGAUACAGGAAUAUAAUGUUAUAUAUGUUAAAGUCUAUCGCUUAGGGACCAACCAUAAACCAUGUGGACACAUUUUUGAAAUCUCAGACCCCCCUCCUCCCCUCCUCUUGGACUACUUCUAAAUACUAAACAAAUCUGUAUGGAGCGUGGACAAUCGUUCAAUCCCACCCCCUCCCCCAAAGGUGUCCGCGUGGUAUAUGGAUGGUCCCUUAUUGUUUUUUUUUAAUAAAAACUAUCAUAUUUUGUGGAUCAAUGGUACGAAAUAAUAAUUUCCUACAAAAUAGUAUCAAACUAUGAGAAAAGCCGGGUUGUAAAGUUCAAAAAUUUAAAUUGCAGGUUUAAUUACAUUAUCAAUAAAAUUUGUUGGAAAAAUUAUUAACAUAUAAUUUGAACCAUUGAUAUAAUUACAAUAUAUUCCAAUGUUCUAUUAAAAUCUUGCCGAGAAAUCUAUUUUUCAGUUUUCACAAAAAUAAAUACCAAAAAGAAAAAAAAAGGAAGAUUUGAAAAUUAUGAAAUUUUGCAUCAUUCUAAAGUAAAUGCCUUCUCAACUUUUGCAACUUAGUUUGUCAAGAUUCGUGAACGUAAAUAAAAAAACAUUGAAGC
Messenger RNA from Culex quinquefasciatus (southern house mosquito), 3877 nucleotides. RefSeq names its product innexin shaking-B (gene shakB). NCBI's taxonomy places the organism in Eukaryota, Metazoa, Arthropoda, Insecta, Diptera, Culicidae. Gene Ontology annotation, cellular component: gap junction; plasma membrane. Gene Ontology annotation, molecular function: gap junction channel activity. The record is from RefSeq and is a predicted model, not a curated record. The coding region runs from base 912 to 2045 and encodes 377 amino acids. The transcript has 11 exons.